UGAUAAAAAAGAUGAAUCCAUUUGCUUCUUUCCUGCUUAUAUUAUCUUCUCUUGCUUUAGUUUCCAUGGCCAGGGCUCAAGACAGAGCUCCCCAUGGCAUUGCAUACGAGAGCCCUAUGUCCUUCACCCCUUCGGCAUAUGGCUUUUUCCAUCCCAAUACCGAAAACCCUUGCUCGGCUUCCAACUGCUCACCACCAUUGCCCGUUGCGGCUCAAGUCGACGGUUCUAAACCACUUGCAGGCAAGGUAUCGCCGACACCGGAUAAAUCGGGCCGUGGAAUGGGAGCAGGUGGAGUUGCUGCCAUUGUUUCCGGUUUUGCAUUUGUGGUGCUUUUGGGAAUUGGUGUUUACUAUGUGGUGAACACACGUCGAGCUAGUGCUGAUCGAGCAAACAUUGUUCAACCUGAUGCCUAGAUCAUUUGUCAUUCAAACUCAGUGUACAAUAUAGGCCAUGGCUUGCUAACGACGGAGUAGCAGUUUGAUUUAAAGCUUU
Molecule: messenger RNA, 492 nt
Organism: Hibiscus syriacus
Lineage: Eukaryota; Viridiplantae; Streptophyta; Magnoliopsida; Malvales; Malvaceae
Exons: 1
Coding region: 12-413 (133 amino acids)
Source: RefSeq, a predicted model, not a curated record